Molecule: messenger RNA, 771 nt
Organism: Strongylocentrotus purpuratus (purple sea urchin)
Lineage: Eukaryota; Metazoa; Echinodermata; Echinoidea; Camarodonta; Strongylocentrotidae
Product: box A-binding factor-like
Exons: 1
Coding region: 1-771 (256 amino acids)
Biological process (GO): regulation of transcription by RNA polymerase II; developmental process
Molecular function (GO): RNA polymerase II transcription regulatory region sequence-specific DNA binding; DNA-binding transcription factor activity, RNA polymerase II-specific; protein dimerization activity
Source: RefSeq, a predicted model, not a curated record
AUGCCUCGCCAUCAGCAUCGUGGUGAUCAUCUUCAUCAUCGUCCUCCUUAUCAGGAACAAUCUGAGUGGAAGUUUGGAAACGAGUCGAGAUCGACUGGGGGUAGACUAGAAAACCCGUUUGAUGCGGCAUCGUUCGAGUGCAGUGCGAUGUUAGAUAGCGCGCCGUCCAGUAGCCCGGCAUCGUCAGUCAGCCCCGGAUCACUCGCGCCACACGGCAAUAGCCCGAUCGGCACCCACACCAUUCCCAAUCUCGAAAUCCUCGCCAGCCAACAACAUCAUCAGCAACAGCAACAACAGCAGCAACAACUCUGUGGUAUGAAUACCCAACAAGUCGUAAACCACCACCACCAUAACGACAACCAUCAUCACCACCAUCCCCAUAUCCAGCGCGGCCCGAAGCGCCGGGCCGUCGACAACAAUCCCGUCGACGAAGCCGUCGUGGGGAACCGAAAGGAACGCCGUCGAACGCAAAGCAUCAACACCGCCUUCGCCGAUCUUCGGGAAUGCAUCCCAAACGUUCCCGCCGACACCAAACUUUCUAAAAUCAAAACCCUUCGGUUAGCGACCAGCUACAUCGCUUAUUUAACAGAUAUGGUUUCCCGAGAUGAUAAUAUGAACGGUGAUAUGGAGAUGACGAUAAACGGCAUGAUGAUGGAGGAUAUUAGAGACGGCGUCGGGACUACUAUGCCGAUGAUUCGGCAGGACUUCUCUUUGACGUGCCGCUCAAUCAUUAAGGGUUCUAUCAAACACGAGAGUGCCACAGUAAGUUAA